Messenger RNA from Camellia sinensis, 1338 nucleotides. RefSeq names its product ureidoglycine aminohydrolase (gene UGLYAH). NCBI's taxonomy places the organism in Eukaryota, Viridiplantae, Streptophyta, Magnoliopsida, Ericales, Theaceae. The record is from RefSeq and is a predicted model, not a curated record. Gene Ontology annotation, molecular function: ureidoglycine aminohydrolase activity.
CAACUCCCUCCCACGUCCAGCCAAAGUCCAGCUGACUCAACUCCCACUCACAACUACUGAACCAUAAACACCACAACACACCACACAGAACCAUAACCAGAUCUUACAGAAAAGAUGCAGGGUUCAUCAGCGUCAUCACUUUCAGCCCAACAAUUAUUCCUUCUUUCAAUCAUUCUCAGUUUUCUGAAAUUUGGAGUUACUCAAGAUGGAUUCUGUUCUGCACCGACGUCAAUCAUCAAACCCGAAUCCAACUCACAACCUCUCUACUGGAAAGUCACGAACCCCACUCUUUCUCCUUCUCAUUUACAAGAUUUGCCUGGGUUUACUCGCAGUGUUUAUAAAAGAGAUCAUGCUUUAAUUACACCUGAAAGUCAUGUGUUCAGCCCUUUACCUGAUUGGACGAAUACAUUGGGAGCAUAUCUUAUCUCACCUGCGGCGGGGGCACAUUUUGUUAUGUACCUGGCAAAGAUGCAAGAAAAUUCAAGAUCAGGGCUGCCUCCACGCGAUGUAGAGAGGUUCGUAUUUGUGGUUCAGGGUACUGUGACACUCACCAAUGUGUCAGGAGUUAGCCACAAACUGAUAGUGGAUUCAUAUGCCUAUCUACCUUCAAAUUUAGAACAUUCUGUCAAGUGUGAUGCAUCUGCUACUCUUGUUGUAUUUGAAAGAAGGCAUGCUUACCUGGAAAAUUAUAUCCCUGACCAGAUUGUUAGUUCGACAGACAAGCAACCGGUUCUUGAAACUCCUGGUGAGGUUUUCGAACUCAGGAAGCUUCUUCCUGCUUCUAUGCCUUUCGACUUCAACAUCCAUAUCAUGGAUUUUCAACCUGGAGAAUUUCUUAACGUGAAGGAGGUACAUUAUAAUCAGCAUGGUUUGUUGCUUUUAGAGGGCCAGGGCAUUUAUCGCUUAGGUGAUAGCUGGUACCCAGUUCAAGCUGGUGAUGCUAUUUGGAUGGCCCCAUUUGUGCCGCAGUGGUAUGGUGCACUUGGUAAAACCAGGACACGUUAUCUGCUGUACAAAGAUGUAAAUAGGAACCCAUUGUAAUCACAUCUGCUAGUUACCAUCUCAAUGGAUUUCAAUGUCAGAUCCCGACAGGAAGAGAAUUAUGAUGAAACAGAAGCUUCUAGCAUCUGUGUUCUGUAGACAGUACACUAAAGAAUCAUCCAAAUGAAUUUAUUUUGCUGAAGUAGCUCUGUUGUUUCAUUUGCUAAAAUUAUAAUUAUGCACAUACAAAUUAGCUGAAAGGUAGACAUGGCUGACAUGUUCAAUAGAUAACUAAUGUUUCAUGAUGCUACAGGGCAACUUAUUGCAAGUCUAUUGUUCUCGUGUUUUUUAACUGAA